Messenger RNA from Mangifera indica (mango), 2196 nucleotides. Its product is annotated as protein NUCLEAR FUSION DEFECTIVE 4-like. Gene Ontology annotation, cellular component: membrane. Bases 176 to 1861 code for a protein of 561 amino acids. NCBI's taxonomy places the organism in Eukaryota, Viridiplantae, Streptophyta, Magnoliopsida, Sapindales, Anacardiaceae. The transcript has 3 exons. The record is from RefSeq and is a predicted model, not a curated record.
CGACUCUACCAUCACCGACCGCCUCGUCACUUCAUAAUUUCCAUCACUCUUACGUACACAUAACGUCUACCAUCACUGACCACCUCGUCCCUUCAUAAUUUCCAUCACUCUUCAACUCUUUAUUCGUUUUCUCCCAAAACUUCUUCUAUUCAAACGUGAAACAACAACAACUAGAAUGAAAAAGCAAGCGCUCAAGAGCGGGAGCCGGCCGCCGUGGGUGGGCUUAGCGGCCGCUGUGUGGGUGGAAAUGUCGGCUGGGAAUGCUUACAACUUCCCUUUGUACUCUUCUAAAUUGAAAUCUGUGAUGGGGUUUAAUCAGCAACAAGUUACAAUCUUGGGGGUGGCGAAUGAUAUUGGUGAGAAUGUGGGGCUGCUUCCUGGGAUAGCUUGCAACAAGUUCCCACCUUGGGCUGUUCUUCUGGUUGGUGUUGUGUUUUGUUUCUUGGGUUAUGGUGUUCUUUGGCUUGCAGUUAGUCAGACUGUCAGUGGCAUGCCUUACUGGCUGUUAUUUCUUGCACUCGUUAUUGGCACUAACAGCAAUGCAUGGUUUGGGACAGCAGUGCUAGUAACAAACAUGAGGAAUUUCCCCCUUAGUAGGGGCACUGUUGCUGGUAUCCUCAAAGGUUAUGUUGGGAUUAGUGCUGCAGUUUAUACUGCAUUGUACAGUAUGGUACUUAAAGAAUCUGCAACAAGACUUUUACUGUUCCUGACACUUGGAAUUCCUGUUAUAUGUUUGGUUAUGAUGUAUUUAAUCCGGGCUUGCACACCAGCUUCUGGAGAAGAUUCUUCAGUGCAUGCCCAUUUUAUUUUUACCCAAGCAGCAAGCGUUAUUUUUGCCAUCUAUGUCACUGUAAUUUCAAUAACAAGUGAUGUGGUUUCUCUGAGCGAGACUGUUUCAUACAUAUUAAUUGCCAUAAUGGUUGUCAUUAUGAUGUCUCCCCUUGGGAUUCCUAUCAAAAUGACCUUUUUCCCUGUUAACACCAAUAAAUCUACACCAGCUGGUUCUUCAGAUGAUUUGGUUCGACAAGGGGGUGAUUCAACCCAGACAGAUCCUUUGUUGACACCAUCUUCAUCUGCUACAUCCCUUGAUACUGAGGAUGAUGUCUCAGAUAUUGAGACACUACUUGCUGUUGGAGAGGGAGCAGUGAAGAAGAAACGGAGACCAAGGAGGGGGGAGGAUUUUAAGUUACAUGAAGCAUUUAUCAAGGCUGAUUUCUGGCUUCUUUGGGUUGUAUACUUUCUUGGGGUUGGAUCUGGAGUUACAGUUCUCAACAAUUUGGCUCAAAUCGGUAUUGCAUUGGGAGUCGAUGAUACUACAACAUUGUUGUGUGUCUUCAGCUUGUGUAAUUUUGCUGGACGUCUUGGCUCGGGUGCUGUUUCUGAACACUUUGUCAGAUCUAACACAAUUCCACGGACAGUUUGGAUUACAAUCACGCACUUAAUCAUGGUCCUCACAUUCCUCCUGUAUGCAUCAGCUCUCAAUGGUACUCUGUAUGCUGCAACUGCACUGCUUGGACUCUGCUACGGAAUUAUAUACUCUUUGAUGGUUCCAACGGCCUCAGAGCUUUUCGGCUUGAAACAUUUUGGUAUAAUUUAUAACUUUAUUCUGCUGGGAAAUCCAAUUGGUGCACUUCUUUUCUCCGCCAUUCUUGCUGCUUAUAUUUAUGAUGCAGAAGCAUCCAGGCAAGGAAGUUCGACCUGCUUAGGUGCUGAGUGCUUCAGGCUCACCUUCCUGAUUCUAGCCGGCGUCUGUGGACUAGGAACCAUCUUGAGCACAAUUUUGACCAUUCGAAUACGACCAGUUUACCAAAUGCUGUAUGGUGGGGGUUCUUUUCGUCUGCCUCAAACUUCAGGCCAUUGAUUAUUGCUAGUUAUUUUUAUCAUCAAAUAGAGGCAUGGGCAUUUUGUUGGAAGUGCCUGCAUUAGCCAUAUACAUAGCUACAUUAUGUAUAGUACAAUUUUGCCUGAGCUUGAAUACUUGUAAGUUGUUGUAACUUCUUAAAACAAUUGUCAAGCUUCAAGAUAUAUAGCGAAAGAUGAUGUAUUAGCCCGUAAGGAAUGCUGUAUUUCUUCUAUAAUCGUACCUGAAGAUGCUGUAUUUUAAUCAGGUGAAUGCCUGGUUCUGAUCAAGGAACAUUUGUAAUAUUGAGAACUCUCUGUGAUUAGUCAAUAAAUUUGAGCUUCCCUUUAUCAUUA